GGGGCCCGGAUGGAGCCGGCCGCGCCAGCGCGCAAGCACCGCCCGCCGCGGCCCGGCCAUGGCACCGCCCGCCGCCCGGCUGGCCCGGCUCUCCCGCACCGUCUCCUUCAGCGCCUGCCACCGCCUGCACAGUAAAUCACUGAGUGAUGAAGAAAACCAGAAGCUGUUUGGAAAAUGCAACAAUCCAAAUGGCCAUGGACACAACUAUAAAGUUAUAGUCACUGUGCGUGGAGAGAUUGACCCAGUCUCAGGAAUGGUUAUAAACCUGACAGACCUGAAAGAAUAUAUGCAGGAGGCAAUCAUGGAACCGCUUGACCACAAAAACCUGGAUAAGGAUGUGCCAUACUUUGCUGAGGUUGUGAGCACCACCGAGAACGUUGCAGUAUUCAUCUGGGAAAACCUCAAGAAGCUCCUGCCUGUGGGAACUCUUUAUAAAGUCAAAGUGUAUGAAACAGACCAGAACAUUGUCGUUUACAAAGGAGAAGAAACAAUCUCUGAGAAGUGAAAUGGGCUUCAGCCCAACUGGUCAGAAACUCUGCUGCAUAAUCAGAUCAGUGGAUUACUUCAACCCUGCUCGCUGUAUUUCCUACAUCUGGCUAUUGGUUAUUAUUACAUAAGGACAAGAAUUCUUGCAGCAAUCUAGCAGUUUGGGUUCUCAGAAUUUGUUGAUUUGUUUGCUUUUUCUCAAGACAUUCCUGCUUUGCCAACCCUAACUGCCAAGCUGAUGUGAAAUUUACAAUUCUGCCAUGUUAAAUAAAGCAGCUUUCUAAAGAGGAGGCAGCCUGGCAAAGUGUAUAUCCUGUCCAGUCACAAAAGGCUUUGAUUUUUCUCUAAUUAGACAUUGGAUUCAUUUAUGAUUUUUAAUAGCUUGGGCUUUGGUGUUGUUUUGCUUCUUGAUCAAAUAGAGAAACAUUCUGGAGAAUGAGGACUACACAAUUCGCUUUUUUCAUUUUUCUUCUUUUUUUUUCUUAUUCCUGUGCUACAGGCUCAUUUCUUUUUGCGGCUAGCUGGUAUUUCUCCAUGUAAGGAAAUGGUAUACUAAGCAAUAUCUCUUGCUACAGGAGACUUUCCAUUCUGCAUCUGAUCAUGGACAGCUGAAAUAGGGGAGAACCUGUGGUACCUUGAGUCCAUAUCCACUUGAAGCCCCCUGAAAGCUUGUUGGCACAAGUAGCCAGAUCAAGUGUGGUUUUCUUAGGGAAGUUUUGAGUUCCAUAGGAACAGGAUCAAACUCUGUCCUUUCAUCUUUCUGGAGAAAGCAGUCUGCUCAGGUUUGUGCUGUGAUGAUCAUCAGUUACUUGGUAUUUUCAUCAUCAGAAUGCGACAUUGGGAAGGCCUUGUAGAGAAAAGAAGCACUUGGUAUGCAUCAGUCAUCAGGGCUGCAGGUUUCUGCUGUCACUUGCAGAUUAGGAGAUGCAACAGUGUUUGGCAUAGGUUGUUACAAAAGGAUGAGGCUGUGUGAUGAGUUUAAAUGAACACUAACCAGGUUAUUCUGAAGAUUCCUGAAAUUGUAGGCAUACUGUGAAAGCUAAGUGCUGGAAAGGGAGUGCAUGUAAAACCAGUUAGGGAACAGUUG
Molecule: messenger RNA, 1573 nt
Organism: Chroicocephalus ridibundus (black-headed gull)
Lineage: Eukaryota; Metazoa; Chordata; Aves; Charadriiformes; Laridae
Gene: PTS
Product: 6-pyruvoyltetrahydropterin synthase
Exons: 6
Coding region: 59-505 (148 amino acids)
Biological process (GO): tetrahydrobiopterin biosynthetic process
Cellular component (GO): mitochondrion
Molecular function (GO): 6-pyruvoyltetrahydropterin synthase activity
Source: RefSeq, a predicted model, not a curated record